Messenger RNA from Histoplasma mississippiense, 1662 nucleotides. RefSeq lists its product with no specific name. Gene Ontology annotation, molecular function: protein dimerization activity. The transcript is spliced from 3 exons. Lineage: Eukaryota; Fungi; Ascomycota; Eurotiomycetes; Onygenales; Ajellomycetaceae. The coding region runs from base 1 to 1662 and encodes 553 amino acids. The record is from RefSeq and is a predicted model, not a curated record.
AUGCUGGAGUCCCCCAGGGACUGUCUCCGAUUGGACACGGAUAACCAUAGACAUUAUGAGCAUUACGCAAGACCUAGUGAUGAUCAGAGCGCUUUCACUCCCUCACUUUCUCCCGCGAUGACCCCCUUAGAACAACAGUUCUGCAUUCCAGAAUACACUGUCCCUGGCGAAUACUUUACACCUCUUACGUCGCCAGCUCUAGAAGCUCGAAAUUCCAAUGGCAAUGGGUAUAUUUUCAAUGGCACCACAUCCCACACUCCCGAUAUGGGCUUUAUAUCCUCGCCUGUAGAAAUGGCCAAUCAGCUUCCCAUUACCUCUGUUCCCUCGUCUCCAGGAACGUCGCGCAAACAGCGGGCAAAGUCGUCCUUUUCAAAUCGAGCUGGUUCACGUCUAGCUCGUCAAUCUCCGUCAGUCCGUCCUCUUAGCCGCCGAAAACCCAGCACAUCCGGGCCAUCUGCCGAUAGUGGCAUUUUUGCGAACCAUGACAAGAGCUCGAGUCGACCAUCAGUGAAACAAAUCGAUGGAUAUCGCCAUACAGGAAGUACGGAAAGUUCCGGACAGGAUUCUGUUUCCCCAGAGCCCUUAUCAGAGCCAUUGAUGCCACCGCCUGCACUUCCCCGAUCGGCAAAAUCCCCGUGCAUAGGAACGCAAGACUCUAGAUCGGAAGCAAUAUCCCGCGAGGCCGCAACUCCUGCUACUCUGAUGAAUUUGCAGCGCCAAUCCCAGCCUACGCCGCAAAACUCCAAGAACCAAUUCUCAAGAAGCGGAGGCCUCACUGUCAAUGAAUAUCCUGAUGAGACGAUGGAAGAUAUGUCGUUACCCGAAGCCGCAUCCUCGAAUUCUGAACUCGCUACCGCGUCAUCCGGGAUAAUAGUGACGAGCGGUGAAACAACCCCAAAAAUCGUAGCAGAACAGACGCUAAGGUUGAAACCAGCCAACAAUGGAUCUUCAGAACGUCCAUAUAUCACCUCCGUCACCCCAAGCCCUCAAAUCAACGCUAUGGCAUCUCCAACUGGGCCAGUCGGUCUCAAGCGGACGGAUUCGAAACUGAAUGGCAGGGUGUCCAAGAAGCGACAAAGUGUUAGCUCCUCGCAGGUUAGCCCGGCAUUGCGGCCGAAAAUUAGUCCCAGCAUUCAACCUUUAAUUCAUGGCGAUGUGGGCAUCAACACGGAAACAUCAGUUCUUUACCUCGCCUCGAAAUCCAAUUACCAACAUAUCCUCGAGGGUACUCUUCUCCCAGGUGUCUCUUAUCCUAACGCAUUGGCCGAAAACCUGAGUUCCAAACGGACGAAUCAUAAACUAGCCGAACAGGGUCGCCGAAAUCGCAUCAAUACCGCGCUCAAAGAGAUCGAAAGCUUACUGCCACCGUCACUAAUACGAGAGAGGGAAAAAGCAGACAAGGUCGGCAUUGAUGGAGGCGAUGGGGCCACCAGCAAAUCAUCAGAUAGACCAAGUUCAACUCAAACUAUCAGCAAGGCAAGCACCGUUGAAAUGGCAAUUGUUUACAUCAAGUCGCUACAACAGGAGAUCUCGGAAAUCAAGGAGAAACUGCAAGCUGCGGAGUCAAAACUGCUAGAGAGCUCGAAUAAGGGUGGUGGGAGUCCGCGAGAAACUGAUGAAAAAAGCAUAGUAAAAGUUGCCCCGAAUGCUGCUGUCGCUUGA